GUAAGUGAAGAAGAAGAAGCCAAGGAAAUCCUCUGUCAACGCCGCCGAUGCACUUACACAUCUCUGAGAUCUCUCUCACUCACUCUGCUUAGAUAAUAGAUUUGACUCUGCUCCUUUUUCUUUUGGUCUUGGGAUCCCUCACUUCCAGGCCACCUAGUCACAAAGGCACAGCAAAAGCUUUCUUGUGCUUCUUCUCCGACUAGGAUUUCUUUCUUUCUCGACGAAACCAACUUGAAAGAGAGAGAGAGAGAGAGAGUCUCUGAGGUGGGGGGCCAUGGAGAUUCCGGCGGCGCCGCCGCCUCCAUUGCCGGUGCUGUGCUCGUACGUCGUCUUCUUGCUGCUGCUGUCUUCGUGCUCACUGGCCAGAGGGAGGAUCGCGGUUUCUUCCCCGGGCCCGUCGCCUGUGGCCGCCGCCGUUACAGCCAAUGAGACCGCUUCAUCCUCUUCUUCUCCGGUGUUUCCGGCCGCUCCUCCCGUCGUGAUCACAGUGGUGAGGCACCACCAUUACCACCGGGAGCUGGUCAUCUCCGCUGUCCUCGCCUGCGUCGCCACCGCCAUGAUCCUCCUCUCCACACUCUACGCCUGGACGAUGUGGCGGCGGUCUCGCCGGACCCCCCACGGCGGCAAGGGCCGCGGCCGGAGAUCAGGGAUCACACUGGUGCCAAUCCUGAGCAAGUUCAAUUCAGUGAAGAUGAGCAGGAAGGGGGGCCUUGUGACGAUGAUCGAGUACCCGUCGCUGGAGGCGGCGACAGGCAAGUUCGGCGAGAGCAAUGUGCUCGGUGUCGGCGGCUUCGGUUGCGUUUAUAAGGCGGCGUUUGAUGGCGGUGCCACCGCCGCCGUGAAGAGGCUUGAAGGCGGCGGGCCGGAUUGCGAGAAGGAAUUCGAGAAUGAGCUGGAUUUGCUUGGCAGGAUCAGGCACCCAAACAUAGUGUCUCUCCUGGGCUUCUGUGUCCAUGGUGGCAAUCACUACAUUGUUUAUGAGCUCAUGGAGAAGGGAUCAUUGGAGACACAGCUGCAUGGGUCUUCACAUGGAUCUGCUCUGAGCUGGCACGUUCGGAUGAAGAUCGCGCUCGAUACGGCGAGGGGAUUAGAGUAUCUUCAUGAGCACUGCAAUCCACCUGUGAUCCAUAGGGAUCUGAAACCUUCUAAUAUACUUUUAGAUUCAGACUUCAAUGCUAAGAUUGCAGAUUUUGGCCUUGCGGUCACCGGUGGGAAUCUCAACAAAGGGAACCUGAAGCUUUCCGGGACCUUGGGUUAUGUAGCCCCUGAGUACUUAUUAGAUGGGAAGUUGACUGAGAAGAGCGAUGUAUACGCAUUUGGAGUAGUGCUUCUAGAGCUCCUGAUGGGAAGGAAGCCUGUUGAGAAAAUGUCACCAUCUCAGUGCCAAUCAAUUGUGUCAUGGGCUAUGCCUCAGCUGACCGACAGAUCGAAGCUCCCCAACAUAAUUGACCUGGUGAUCAAGGACACCAUGGACCCAAAACACUUGUACCAAGUUGCAGCAGUGGCUGUUCUAUGUGUGCAGCCCGAACCGAGCUACAGACCACUGAUAACAGAUGUUCUCCACUCUCUUGUUCCUCUAGUGCCUGCGGAGCUCGGAGGAACACUCAGGGUUGCAGAGCCACCUUCACCUUCUCCAGACCAAAGACAUUAUCCUUGUUGAGAUGUGAUCCGAUAAUUUCGUUGAAGGAGGAAAAAAAAACUAUACUGCCGAAUGUAGAUUACUGUUUAUCGUGUAACUUAUCUUACCUGUAAUUUCUGCUUGUCUGAAGAUGAGGGUUCCAAGCUGCUGCUUUUGCUGGCUGGACUGAGAGAAUUCUGCUUUGGAGAGAAUUUUUCUCAUAUACCUUUUCAUGUACAAAGGAUCAUUUUAUUUUACUUGGAUCUGGUACCUGCUGUACAGAUCCAAAUUUUCCAUACCCUAUAGCUCAAUUGCGUUUGAGAAAUCUGUGAUUUGGGCUCCACACAGGUGUCAACAGUUAAUUUGCUGAAUAAGAAAUUUGAUUGCUGCCUGGUUA
Messenger RNA from Brachypodium distachyon (stiff brome), 2015 nucleotides. RefSeq names its product probable receptor-like protein kinase At1g80640. Bases 275 to 1660 code for a protein of 461 amino acids. The transcript is spliced from 10 exons. Gene Ontology annotation, molecular function: protein kinase activity; ATP binding. NCBI's taxonomy places the organism in Eukaryota, Viridiplantae, Streptophyta, Magnoliopsida, Poales, Poaceae. Gene Ontology annotation, biological process: protein phosphorylation. The record is from RefSeq and is a predicted model, not a curated record.